Venturia canescens is the source of this 7321-nucleotide messenger RNA. RefSeq names its product Crk proto-oncogene, adaptor protein (gene Crk). The record is from RefSeq and is a predicted model, not a curated record. NCBI's taxonomy places the organism in Eukaryota, Metazoa, Arthropoda, Insecta, Hymenoptera, Ichneumonidae. Gene Ontology annotation, biological process: cell migration; signal transduction. The coding region runs from base 2265 to 3137 and encodes 290 amino acids. Gene Ontology annotation, molecular function: receptor tyrosine kinase binding; signaling adaptor activity. The transcript has 3 exons.
GAGUGCUUUGAUAAUAAGAUUUCAUAAAGUACUUUUGUAAUUAGUAUGUAUGUAUAGUAUGUGAACUUAUAUAUAUAUAUAUAAGGGAAACCGGGGCAAAAAGUUGUGCCUGAGGAAAUAUCCUAUUCUUUAGAAGUUUGGGAAGCACCAAGAAACUUACUGUAAUUUUUUGCGAUUUUCGAAAGAAAAAAGAAAUAUUUGGGUCACAAUGAAGUACCCCUAAAAAAUUGAUGAAAAUUUUUUUCCAUUAAAAUAAAAAAUAUUAGAAUCCCUAUAAAAUUUCUCCUUUUUUUCUUUUUCAUUUUCUUUUAUCAAUCUUUUGAAAAAUUAGAAAGUUUUAUUCCUUUUUCCUUUCUGAAAAAAAUAUACCAAAUUGCAAGAAUGAAAAAAAAAUCGCAAGUACUGAAUUUUGCCCCGGUACCUCGUUUUGGGCCGGUUUCCCCUAUAUAUUCAGAAGAAUAUACCUAUAGAGAAUCGCAAGUUUCUGUAAUUUUUUUUCGGAUCUAAACGAAGAAAUUCACUCAUGUUGAGGAAAUCAUAGAAUAUCGUGUUAUUUUCUCCGUUGAGAUGCGCAAACGCGAUAUUCCCGUUUACAGACAAAAUACAGUAUUGUGAGCGACUAAGAGAUGCAUCAAUUUGGUCUGGUUACAUAAUCAAUCAUCAGUGUCAUGUGAAAUUAAUAUAGCAUUCAAUGACUAUUAUUAUCAUCAUUAUUAAUAUUCGUAUUAUUAUUCUUUUAUUAUUAUUAUUAUGUGUAUAGUGUAGGAAUAUUUAUGAUGUAUGAGCAAUUUUAUAAAUUUAUCAAUUUCCUUAUAUUGCGUGCAAUAAAACGGUGUUAAAAAAACUUAUGUGAUCGAAAAUAGGUCUAUUUUGAAGGAGUCUAAUAAGAAAUUUGGCAAAUAUCAAUAAUCUUCUUCGAAUUCUAUUUGCGAUUGGGAUAAAGAGGAUACCAUGGUUGGUUUUUUAACCAUUUUCACAAAGGUAUUCGCUUACAAUUGUAUUUGAAAAGUUUCUGCAGAGUCCACAAGACGGUUGCCUCGAAUCGACAGAGCAAACAAGAGCAAGUAUUUCCGCUGAAAAUAUUUAGUAAUAUAUACGAGAAAAUAGUACAUGGAUUGGUCACCGGAAGCGCUGUUGACGAUCGAGACGCCGCGUACGAACCUUUUGUUCGUUUCUCUCGUCUCGUCUCGGCAUCUCACAACUCCGGACUCCGGAGCGUAUCUACAGUAGACUCCAGCAUCCACGACAUAGUGAAUUACAUCCAUUUUUUGUAUUCAUCUUUCCUUUCUCUCAUUCUAAUCCCUACCAAUCCCUACUUCUCGUGGCUCGUGGUCAUUCUGGCAAAACCAUCACGCCUAUAUUAUUCCACCACUUUACGUUUCUCUCACUCUGUUUCGAAUCGCAACAUCGCGUAUCAAACACGACAGACUAUAUUCAUGUGGGUGUGUUAGAGUUUUCUCAUCUCACUUACUCGUGAAUUGGAAUUGGCCGAGCGACACUCGCGACCAUAUUAGCUGGACAUUCCUCCGUGAUAAAUUUGUUGGCAAUUAUCGUCAACGAGAAAAAGAGAGGGAACGAGUAAGCGCGUUCUGUAAUCCGGCCAUUGGCAAGGAAAUUAUAAAAAGAACCAAAAGAACUAGGAUCCUAUGGUUGAGUGCAAUAAUCAUCGCAUUGAAAUCUCGAGGUUGAUGUGAGAUCGAACAAGAGAAAGAGUCUGUUUCCCCUUAGCAGCACAAACAAAAGUUCGCGUGCUCCAGAAAACUUGCAAGAACAUUUGAAAAAGAAAAAAGAAAACAUGUUCUUCGUGGUGACAUUUGCCGUUUUUAAUUACGAUUGAAACGCGUGACUCUCGUGUAACACCAAAAAGUGCACAUUUCUCCUUUGGAUUUCAGUGAUUCGUGCAUGUGUUGAUUUAGUUUUUUUUUUAUUUCACUUGUCUGUCAAUCGACGCAUCGCACCGUGCUUCGUUGCGAUUGUAAUCCAUAUAUACAUACAUAUAGAUACAUAUUCGAAUUCGAUCUGUAUCGGUCAUACAACUCGUUGGAGAAUUACGUUUUUUUUCGAGGGAGUGAGGAGAAAAAGAAACUCGUUUCCACGAUCGACUGAUAUGUCCGUGAUUAACCAGCAGAGUCAACGAGAUUUUGUGAUGAGUUAGUGAACGGUUGUUGUUGUUGUUUUUUUUUUUCAAUCAUUAUCAUCAAGGAACGGUUUUCGUUUAAUAGAAAGAGAAGAGGCCGAUUGCACAUUGCUAAACAUUUGUCACAAUGGCAGCUACGUUCGAUGAGUAUGAUAAAAACAGCUGGUACUUUGGUGCAAUGUCCCGACAAGAUGCCUCAGAUUUGCUCAUGGGAGAGAAAGAAGGUGGUGUCUUUUUAGUGCGAGACAGUACAUCGAUUCACGGUGAUUUUGUAUUAUGCGUCAGAGAGGACAGCAAAGUUAGCCAUUAUAUUAUAAAUAAAAUUCAGCACGCUGACCAAAUAAGAUAUCGCAUAGGAGACCAAACAUUUGCAGACAUACCGAGGCUUUUGGCUUUUUACAAACUCCACUAUUUGGAUACAACGCCAUUGAUAAGGCCUGCGCCGAAAAAAAUUCACAAAGUCAUAGCAAAAUAUGAUUUUGAAGGGAACGAUCCGGAUGAUUUGCCAUUCAGAAAAGGAGAAAUAUUGACUGUGGUAACGAGGGACGAGGAGCAAUGGUGGACGGCAAAAAAUAGUCUUGGCCAAAUGGGUUUGGUGCCAGUACCAUAUGUGCAAAAGUACGAAGACGAGGCUCAACCAAACAUAGAUAACAGCUCUCGGCAGGAUUCUGGAAUUGGCGGGAGUUUGGGUUCUAGCUCAAAUACAAGUUCGACCCAACUAUCGUCGCAGAUAGGAUCAGAUACACCACCAGCAGCGACGACUCGUCGUUCCAAUAUUCAACGAACAUUACCGGCAUUCGCCAAAGUUAAGCAAGCUCGUGUACCGAACGCUUAUGACAAAACCGCGCUAAAGCUCGAAGUUGGGGACAUAAUAAAGGUUACUAAAACUAACAUCAAUGGACAAUGGGAGGGAGAGCUGCAUGGCAAAGUUGGUCACUUUCCAUUCACCCACGUUGAGUUCGUUGACAACGAGACGGGCGAGGAAAAUCAAGAUAUGUGAAAAACCACGCGAAAAGAAAACAUAAGGAAAUAAUAAGAAAAAUCGAGAAUAACCGAGGGAGAAGGAAAGCGAGAGAGAGAGGGAGGAGGCGAGAAUAAACCAAGAUUAAAUGAUAUUGGGGCUUGCUGCGUUAAAACGUAAUGAAAACUUUUUUUUUCAACGUUUCGUAGGGAUUGUUUUCCACUUCUGAGCUAUGAAGUUGAGUUACAUUUUUAUAAAUUAAAACUGAAUCUGCGAUCGAAAUUUCAAUGAUUUGAAUAUUCACAAAUUGCUAAUAAACAAAAAACCUGUUACGUCUUAAUGACACAAACUUCGGUACUAACAAAAAGAAGCGGAGAGAGCGAAGGAAGCCUCCUACUCGUUCUAAAGGGGAUUAGAGAGGUGAAACAAAAGAACUAUUUCGUGUACGAAAACGUCAGCUGUCUCUCAGCAGCUACAUACGUCAAUAUAGUGAAACUUUCAAUUCCAUAUGUUUAAACAAUUGCGUAUCUUAAGGAUUUCGAAUCGCAUAAAAUAUGUAGUUUGUAAUUAUACCAUCAUCGGGUAAUUCUUUUCUUAUCUCAUUGUCAUUUUGUUUGAUUUCUUGCGCUGUUGUAAAUUCGCGAGAUAAUUCCGUCAAAUUUUUUAACUACGGUGCCAUUAAACUUUUAUUUUUUAAGUCUCAGUUUUAUAGGGCAGCUCAAUCAUUUAUUUGCACGACCAUCUAGCGUAUUCGACCCUCCGUUAUUUUAUUCUAUAUAUCUAAUUUUUGAAUUCAAGUUGUGAAACUUCCACAAUGUUUCAUUUCGUGUAAAGUUAAAUUUGUGACUGAAAAAAUUGCCCCAGUCAAAGUACUUUCCGUUUUUCGAAAUCGCGCAUUUUAUCGCCCAUCAUGCAUAAAAAAAAAAAAAUACGAUAAAUAGCAUUCAUUUUUAAAUGCAAUGGUCUUGAACGUAAACCCAAAUUAGCGGGUGACAAAUUUUUCUUCCCAAACUACAAUUAGUUCAAAAAGUCGAUGUCUUCUAAGGUUCAUUUGGGUGGGGGAGGGUAAAACGAUUUUAUUACCUCAAUAAUGCAUUUUCUGUUGGUACGACGGCAACUGUACGUUCUAGUCAAGCCUCAAGUAUAAUUUGGUUUCUUUGUUUUUUUCCCUAUUUUGUUUUGUUCUGUAAUUUCAUGCGAAUUGUAUGAGCGAACAAUUUAUUAUAAUUGUGUCUGAAAGCGGCGUGAUAAAAGACAAACAGAGAGAAAGGGAGGGAAAGAGAACGAGUGUGUAUUAAAUCACGAACUUGUAAUGUAUAUCAUGUAAAUGUUUUUAUUCAUUGUACCGUGAAUUUAUGAAUUGCGAUUAUUCCAAAUAGAUCAUUAUUUUUUCAACUUCAUAUAAUUUGUCUUGUUUGCAAAAAACAACAUAUUAGAUUAGCAAAAUUAGUGUAGACGCUCGAUCAACAAAUCAUGGUGACGAUAAUCCCGAUAGAGCAAAUAUAAUGUAAAGUAUUCGGACACGCGCGCGCGCCCCUACAUAUAUUUGUAUAUACAGCCAUGACCAAAAGUAUAACGCACCUUGAUCUAUCGGUUUUACUAGUAAAAUGUUGUCUUCGAGAAUUUACGUAAAUGUUUGAAAAAAUGUGUUUUCGCGGUGGACUUUUCGAACAAUACGGUUAUUCGGAUAUGCGAAAGAAAUGACUACGAAAUAACAUCCGCUAUGUAGUAACAACAACGGUAAAUAAUCAGAAUCAGAAUAAGGUUCUCACCUCCGAUUUCAACCAUUUUGAAAUAAGUUGUUCUGGACAUCGUCCCGAGUAAUUUGAUAUUUGUAAGGGCGGUUCCUAAUGCUUUCGGAGAUACAAGGAUUUUUGUGCGACUAACAUGUACUACGAACUCGAGCAUGCAGGAACGCGCGUGAACGCAUAAAUGUAAAUAUAAACACAAAUGUCUCUAAUUUACGACAAUCGGUCUGUUCAGUUACGAUUUUCUAUAAAAAUUGUGUAUUUGGUGAAUCUUGGUCACAUCAAUGACUAAUAGGGGAAAUUGGGGUAAUUCGAACGGCCUAAGGGAAAUUGAUUGAUAACCAACCACAUGAUGAAAUUACAAAAUAAAUUUUUUAUCUAUUUUACUUCUUGAUAUCUUGUUUACAAUUUCCGAUGUAAAUUUUAAGAAAUAGAUGAAAAAAUUGCUAGGUAUUUUGCAAAAAACAACACUCCGUAAAAUUCAGAUUUACUCCGAACUUUCGGGGUAAUCCCGCGCGGUCCUUGGGCUGAAUCUAGAUUGCAUUAGAAAUUGCUACACAUAUUGUAAACAUAUUUUCGCUUGUGCAACUUUGUGAGCCCACAUUUCACACUCCAUUCACAUAAUCAUACGUUUCAAAACAAAAAUAACUUUUUUGUUUUCAUAUCGUUCACUACUACAUCUAUGCACCCAGUAUCACACGUUGGUGUUUUCUUUCAUAUGUAUUUCGACGUUACUGAAAUUUGAAAAAAAGUAAUCGAUAUGGGGUAAGAGCAGAAUGUCCGGAAUUCUUUCAAAUAAGCUGUUCAAAAUUACCUCAAAAUGCGAAAUUUCACAAAUUAAUUAGUGAUUAAAAAACAGUAAGGUAAGCCCAAGUUUGAACUGCGUUAAUGAUCCUUAUAUGGAAUAAGGAUAUUAAAUUAAUUUUUUUAAUAACAUUGAAACUGUUUAUUCCGUAGUUUUAUUGAUUUAAUGUAUAGACAAAAAUUAGAUCAAGAUUUACUUUAUUUUAUGAUCGGUCUUACUUCAAAGAAAAUAAAUCACUUCACGCCUCGAACAAUGUGAGUACACUAAACAUCGAUAGGGUUAUCGCAUGAGUUCAAGUGCGUGAAAGUGGGCGGGGGGUCGGAGUGUAAAGAUACUGCGGUGUCGGAUUUACCCUGCGUCCGGAAUUACCCCAUUCUCCUCUGCCCAAGUACCCGUAUGAAAAAAUUUGUUUAAAAAUGAAAAGAAAAUCCAAUCAUUAAUGUUCUAGGGCGUAUUGCGCCGGGGAAACGGAUUUAUUGGUUAAAAUCCUAGGAGUAGGGGUUUGCAGGGUUUGAAUUUUAUAUGAGUGCACUUCCAUAAAAAUAAAAUUUUAUAAAAUUGAACUCGUUUAGAAUUCAAAUCCUGCAAACACCUACUCCUAGAAUUUCGACCUAUAAAUCCGUCUUUUCGGCUUAAUACGUUCUAGGAUUUUAACGAUUGGAUUUUUUUUUUUAAUCUUUAGGAAAUUUCUUCAUACGGGUAUCCUAGCGAAACUAUUAGAGACCGCCCUAUACAAUUAUAUAUAACAAAUUACUCGGAACGAUGUACAUAUUCCAAAAUGGUUGAAAUCGCAAGUGAGGACCUUAUUCUGAAUAUUUACCGUCACAUGUGUUUAUAUUUUAUAUCAAACCACGAAAAUACUGGAGAAGAAAAAACUAAAUUUAACUUCGAUCGAUCUAACGUCUACGGUUCUUUCCAACGGUCAAAGUAAAAAAAGUACGGAGACAAAUUUUUAAAUUCGACGAUUCGCUUUACAGGUUUCGUCAAUUAUAUAGUGUUUAGUGUGCCAAAAACAGCCAUGGUCUCUAUGACCAAGAUGGGGACCUACACGACAUAAUAAAUAAAAGAAUUUUAAUAAUAUGUACUGGAUGUAAUAUUGCCUUCGAACAAAAAUGUUGCUUUGACUGAUGUACAAUGCCUAAUCCUUUUGGCCAAUAUUGGGUAGGAGAACAGGGGUGAGCAAAUCGGAACAUACGCCCAAAGAGGUACGUCUCUCGGAAGGAUAUAAAAAUAAUUCGGUCACUCAAGAAUUGUGAUAAAAUGAUCCACGGACAUCAGAUGUUUCAAAAUAUUCAGCUAUGCAUGCUAAACUGAAAUUGUCAUAUUUUUAAUGAAUACAUGCGAAUCUGACAAACGUGUGUCUUGAGAAUUCGUCGAAUUACUUGAAUAAAAGAUUGUUUUGUUUCUCGCUAUUUUUUCUGAAAAAGUAUGAACUAAAAAUGAUCGUGAUGUUAAGUUGUUAUAUAUUUGAGAAAAACCGUAGACAAAUUCCAUCACUUGAUUUUGGGCUGUUUCACAUUUCCGUCGAGUUGUAUAAAAAAAAAAAAUCAAGAAAGCAAUGUGAUGAAUGAAUAGUAGUUUGAUUGUAUUAUUUAUCAAUCCGAAAGGUAUAUUCUUCGUGAAUUAUUUGCCGGCAAUUUUGAAGCGAAUAAACUGAUUUAUUGUUCUCA